This is a messenger RNA of Leopardus geoffroyi (Geoffroy's cat), 933 nucleotides long. Its product is annotated as olfactory receptor 7A17-like. Gene Ontology annotation, molecular function: olfactory receptor activity; G protein-coupled receptor activity. NCBI's taxonomy places the organism in Eukaryota, Metazoa, Chordata, Mammalia, Carnivora, Felidae. The record is from RefSeq and is a predicted model, not a curated record. Gene Ontology annotation, cellular component: membrane. The transcript has a single exon. The coding region runs from base 1 to 933 and encodes 310 amino acids. Gene Ontology annotation, biological process: G protein-coupled receptor signaling pathway.
AUGGAACCAGGAAAUGAUUCACAAAUUUCAGAAUUUUUUCUUCUGGGACUAUCAAAGGAACCAGAGCUGCAGCUCCUCAUUUUUGGGCUUUUCCUCUCCAUGUACCUGAUCACUGUGUUUGGGAACCUGCUCAUCCUCCUGGCCGUCAGCUCUGACUCCCACCUCCACACGCCCAUGUACUUCUUCCUGGCCAACCUGUCCUUUGUAGACAUCUGCUUCACCUCCACCACCGUCCCGAAGAUGCUCUGGAACAUCCAGACCCAGACCAAAGUCAUAACUUUUGCAGGCUGCAUCACACAGAUGUAUUUUUUCCUACUCUUUGCUGGAUUGGACAAUUUUCUACUGUCUGUGAUGGCCUAUGACCGGUUCGUGGCCAUCUGUCAACCCUUGCACUACAUGCUGAUCAUGAAACCCACCUACUGUGGGCUGCUUGUUCUGGUGUCCUGGAUGAUGAGCACCCUGAACUCCUUAUUACAAACCUUAAUGAUGUUGUGGCUGUCCUUCUGUACAGAGGUGGAAAUCUCCCACUUUUUCUGUGAAAUCAAUCAGGUGGUCCUGCUUGCCUGUUCUGAUACCUUUCUUAAUGACAUGCUGAUCUAUUUUGCAGCUGGAUUGUUGGGCGGUGCUUCCCUAGCUGGGAUCCUUUACUCUUAUUCUAAGAUAGUUUCUUUUGUAUGUGGAAUCUCAUCAGCUCAGGGCAAGUAUAAGGCAUUUUCCACCUGUGCGUCUCACCUCUCAGUUGUCUCCCUAUUUUAUUGUACUGGCCUGGGAGUGUACCUUAGCUCUGCUGCUACCCAGAGCUCCCACUCGAGUGCCACAGCCUCGGUGAUGUACACGGUGGUCACGCCCAUGCUGAACCCCUUCAUCUACAGCCUGAGGAACAGAGACAUGAAGAGGGCUCUGAAAAGAAUCAUUGGGGUUCCAGUGAUGUAA